This is a messenger RNA of Saccostrea echinata, 1845 nucleotides long. RefSeq lists its product as uncharacterized. The record is from RefSeq and is a predicted model, not a curated record. The coding region runs from base 34 to 1761 and encodes 575 amino acids. NCBI's taxonomy places the organism in Eukaryota, Metazoa, Mollusca, Bivalvia, Ostreida, Ostreidae. The transcript has 4 exons.
AUGUAGGGCAUAUUUUGUUGACAUCGAAACAAAAUGGAGCGUAACGUGGCAGACGAAAACAAGCCCCAAAAGAGAAAAAGUGAGAAGAAUGGAGACGAACCAAGUCAUUAUUGGUGUUCGGUGCCGGGUUGCACAUCAGAUGGCAGGAAAAAGGCCAAUUUAAUUAAAUAUCCGUGGAUGAGAGGAGUACAGUUCUAUCCAUACCCAGGAGCUAAACGUAAGGCAAAGCUAAGAAAGAGGUGGUUGCAGCAGGUUUUCAGGGAUGAGAAGUAUGCUCCAAAACGCUACCAUUCGGUAUGUUCACGACAUUUCAUAGAUGGUUGUCCAACAGAAGAAAACCCCGUUCCUACUUUAUUUCCGCGCAAUAAAAUCGUCAAACAGUCCAGAACUACAACCUCUAUAGAGAAACGUCAACAGACCAGGUGUAAUUCUUUGUCGGAUUCAGCUAUAGCAGCGGAGAAGUCAGAUGUUCAUUCUACCCAGUGUACACCAAUAGAAUGUUUAUCGAUGGAGGAUAUCACAGUUUCAUGUGAAGGGAAUGCAGAUGUACAUAUACCUCUCCCUAUAGCACAUGAGUGUGUCAUAGAACACACAUCAAACGAAAACUGUUUUGAGGAACCUUGCUCCAAGACUGAGGACAUUUCUUAUGGAAACUGCAACCAUGACCAUGUAUACAGCAAACGGUCUGUGGAACCUAGGUGCAGUGAAGAUUUUGUUGAGUUUGCUGUGCAGACGGACCUGACCAUGGAGGAUAUACAUCAUAUGGAAACUAUGACCAAAGAGACAGAACAUAUCCACAGGGAGCAAUUUGUCAAUAGAAUUACACGGUCCGACUCGGCAGUCAGAAGAUAUUUAGGAGUGCCUAGCAUAACUAUGCUGUUUGGAUUGUUUGCAAUACUUGACAAAGUAUGCACCAAACUCAAGUACUGGUCAGGAAAGAACAGCAUAGCAAACAUGAAUUAUGAAACCUCUGAAGCCAGAAAACCAGGUCCAAAGAGGAAGUUGACAAAGUUCCAUGAGUUUUUAUUAACCCUUUUUCGACUAAGACUUUCUGUCCCAGCCUUUUUGAUUGGUGAUUUGUUUGGUGUAUCAGAGACACGAGUUUCACAAAUAGUGUGUACAUGGAUAAACUACAUGUUCCAGGUUUUCAGACCUCAACUGAAAUGGCCAUCACUACAGAGCAUCAGAAAACAUAUGCCAAGGUCUUUCAAACAGACAUUCCCCCGUACAAGAGUUGUCAUAGACUGUACUGAAAUAUUCAUUCAAAAGCCAAGGACACCUACUGCUCAAAGCCAAACAUACAGCAAUUACAAAGGACAUAAUACAUUUAAAUGCCUUGUUGGUAUAACUCCUACCGGUGCAUUUUCUUAUGUGUCUGAAUUGUGGGGUGGCAAUGUGUCUGACAGGUACAUUACAGCCAAUAGUGAUUUCUUGGAUUUGAUAUCUGCUGGAGAUGAGGUGAUGGCUGAUCGGGGUUUCAUCAUAAGAGACUAUCUAUUGGAGCGAAGGGCAAAGUUGGUUAUACCACCAUUUACACAUAAAUGUCGAUGGGGAAAAGGGAAACGGUUAAAUGCUAGUGAGAUUCGGCGAACAAGACAGAUAGCGAAACUACGGAUUCAUGUGGAACGUGCUAUACAACGUUUGAAAUCAUAUAAACUUUUAUCGGGAAUCCUACCAAUCAACUUAAAGCCAAUUGCAAGCCAGAUUCUGGUUGUUGCUGCAUUUCUAUGCAAUUUAUCUAAACCUCUUGUGAAAAAUUAACAAGAUGCUUAAUAUUUUUAGUCCCCUACCGGUGAAACCGGAGGGGACUAUAGGUUUUUCAAUUUGUUAUUUUGAUUGUUGGUG